AUGUCGGCCAGUUAUACGCGAGAUAUCCUUGUCUUUUCCGGACAGGGCUCAAAGCAACACCUUGUCGACUCGGGAGCUCCCGACAGCCUGAUCGCGCUGCUCGGAGAGAAGCAGAAGGUCGCCUAUUCUACGUUUCUACGCAGAGCCCAAGAUGCGCUACUCCGGGAAUAUUCCAGCAUCAAGGCCGACUCGGGCUCCCUUGGCCACGGGAACCAGGUCGAAGAGGAGGUGUUUGAGAAGAGCGAGCAUCUCCUGGUUCCCCCGUCGAUGCUCCAGUCCCACCCAGUCUUCGAGACCAUCUCCCUAUACACGCGCCAUAUCCUCGAGUUGAUGCUGUACCAAUCACAACAACAACAACAACGGGGAACGCAUGUUGUCCGCGAGACCACCGGCAUCUGUACCGGCGCUCUGGCUGCCAUCCUGGCCGCCGCCUUCUCCUCAUACGACUCGGAUGAUUUCGUCCGGGCGGCGGUCGAGGGCGUUCGCCUGGCAUUUUGGAUAGGUGUACGGGCAGCUUCCCUCUCCGUCGAGCGGGAGCGGCUAGAGGAAUCAUCAGGGUCGAGUUCCUGCGUCCUGGGCGUAUUCGGGGUGACGGAGAAGAGAAUGGGAGAACUGUUGAAGGGCUACUACGCAGAGGAAAGCGAGGACCGCCAUGGUAACGUCCGAAUCUCGGCCGUAUUCAGCGACGUGGCGCUGUCCCUCAGCGGCGACGCAGCCGACUUGCAACGCGUCAAGACGUACCUCGAAGGCCGCUCGAUCGAGUGCCGCUGGGCGCACAUUCACGCUCUCUACCACGGGGGCUCUAAGUCCAAGCGAGCGGUGGACGCAACCCUCAGCGACGCUGCCAGGAGGAACAUCGCGUUCCCCGGCCGGAAGUCCCUCCAUGCCUCCGUCAUCUCGGCGGCGGACGGCGCACACAUGGGCUCCGGCUCCGACUCCGCCGCCGCAGAUCCGGGCGGCCCGGAGGAGACCAAAACCAACAUCCUGCUCGAGAGGGCCCUUCGCAACAUCUUCAUCGACACGGUGGACUGGAAGGGGACGAGCGCCGGCCUCAGAGCCUCCAUCCUGGACCGCCUCGAGGGAGACUCGUCGGCCGCGUACCGCAUCAUCGGCGUCGGACCGGGCUCGCGCUCCUUGUUGGACCCAUUCCGGGGAGACUCGGCACAUCCGGGCCUCGGCGUGAUCGACAACCUGGCCGAGUCGCUGGCGCAGCCGGCACAGGACGACAUUGCCAUAGUCGGAUUGUCGGUUAACUUUCCGGGGGCCAAGGGACAGGAGCAGUUCUGGCAGCUCCUGGCGAGCGGCUUGAGUACUGUCGCCGAGAUCCCACCAUCGCGAUUCGGGGUACACGUGCAAGACUCGGACGAGGCCCACGGUCGAUCCCGGGGAAACGGGCACGCGAACUGCCUAGACAACUCAUUCGACUUCGACCCGGCCUACUUCAACGUCUCGCCCAGGGAGGCCAAGUCGAUGGACCCCCAGCAGCGGCUGGUGCUCAUGGCGGCCCUGGAAGCGCUCGAGGACGCCGGGUACGCUCCGGACUCGACGCCGACCUUCCAGAGGGAGCGGAUCGGGGUGUACAUGGGCGUGGCGACGGGCGACUACGUCGACAACCUGAGGGACGACAUGGACGUCUACUACAGCCCCGGCACUCUGCGGGCCUUCAUCGCCGGCCGGGUGUCGUACGCCUUCAAGUUCGGCGGCCCCUCGAUGGUGACCGACACGGCCUGCUCGUCCUCGCUCGUGUCCAUCUACCACGCGUGCAGGGCGCUGCGGGCGGGCGAGUGCGGCACCGCCCUGGCCGGCGGCGUCAACACCAUGUCGAGCCCGGACAUGUACAACGGCCUCGCGCGGGCGCACUUCCUGAGCCCGACGGGCCAGUGCAAGCCGUUCGACGCGGCCGCCGACGGCUACUGCCGCGCCGAGGGCUGCGGCCUCGUGGUGCUCAAGCGGCUCGCCGACGCCGUGGCCGAGGGCGACCACAUCUACGCCGUCAUCCGCGCCAUCGGCGUCAACCAGUGCGGCAAGGCCAGGUCCAUCACCCACCCGCACGCCAACACGCAGGCCUCCCUCAUGAGGACCGUCCUGGCCUCGGCCCGCGCCAGCCCCCGGAGCAUCGGCGUCGUCGAGGCCCACGGCACGGGCACCCAGGCCGGCGACGCCGCCGAGAUGGCCAGCAUCCGGUCCGUCUUCUGCCCCCGGCCUCCCGACCAGCCCCUGUACGUGUCGUCGGUGAAGGGCAACUUUGGUCACUCGGAGGCCGCCUCGGGCGUCGCCGGCCUGGCCAAGCUGCUCCUCAUGAUGGACAGGCGGCAGAUCCCGCCCCAGACCUCCUUCGUCAACCUGAACCCGAAGCUGCCGGCCAACCGGCCCGGCGAGGUCACCAUCCCGACGCGCAUGACCGAGUGGAAGGAGCCGCCUGGCCAGCCGACGACGCCCCGGCGCGCCCUCGUCAACAACUUUGGCGCGUCCGGGUCCAACGCCGCCCUGGUACUCGAGGAGUACGUGGUGCCACCACCCCGGGGUCGGCCUCACUCGACCAACAACAACAACAACAACAACAACAAGCGAAGCCACCACCUCCUCAACAUCUCGGCCAAGACGGCCAAGGCGCUCGAGGCCGCCCGGCGGGACCUGCUGGCGUUCCUGAGCCAGAACCCGGACGUGGGCCUCCAAGACCUCUGCUACACGGCGAACGCCCGGAGGCAGGAGUACCCGACCCACCGGUGGUCGGCCGUCGUCUCGGACCGGGGCGACCUGGCGGAGCAGCUGGGGGGCGGCCACCACCACCCGGCCAAGGGAGCGACGACGACGACGGCGACGGCGACGGCAGGUGGGGGCUUGGGCUUGGGCUUGCCGGCCAAGACGGUGUUCGUCUUCUCGGGCCAGGGCGGCGUCUACGCGGGCAUGGGCGCCGCGCUCCUCGCGACCGUCCCGCUCUUCCGGAGCAUCGCGGACCGGUGCGACGAGACCCUCGUCGCCCGCGGAUUCCCCCCCGUGUCGCCCUUCCUGGCCGGCUCCGCCGAGGCCUCCUCCUCCUCCUCCUCCUCCUCCUCCUCCUGGUCGGCCGAGGACCAGAUCAUCAUCUCGCAGUGCGCCUGCUUCGUCUUGGAGUACGCCCUGGCGGAGACCUGGAGGCACUGGGGCGUCACUCCGGACCUGGUGAUUGGGCAUAGCAUCGGUGAAUACGCCGCGUUUGCGUUCGCCGGCAUGAUCGGCUGGGAAGACGCGCUCCUCCUGCUGGCCGGGAGGGCGCGCCUCCUGGCGACCCGGUGCCCGCCCCAGGUCACCGGCAUGGUGGCGUGCAGGCUGUCGCGGGCGGCCGUGGAGCAGCUGCUGGCCGACAAGGCGGACGAGCUGGCGGGCAUCACCGUCUCGUGCUUCAACAGCCCGUCCGACUCGGUCCUGGCCGGCCCCGUGGACUCGCUGGCGAGGCUUGCCCGGCACUGCAAGGACAACGGGAUCCGGCACAAGCGCCUCGACGUCCCCUACGGUUUCCACUCGCCCGCCUUGGAACCCAUCUUGAGCGACCACGGCCGGGCCGCCCGCGCCGUCCCCUUCCGCCCGCCCUCCCUGCGCGCCGGGUCCAGCUUGCGUGGCAGGCUGUUCGGGCAGUCCGAGACGGUCGACGGCGACUACUUUGUCCAGCAUGCUCGCGAGCCCGUCAACUUCUCCGGUGUGGUCGAGGACGCCCUGCCGGAGCUGGCUGGCUCCCAUCCCACUUUUAUCGAGAUUGGUCCUUCUCCUUCGACCGAGUCCAUGUUGAAGCAAAUCAUCAACACAUCCCUGUCCUACACCUUCUUGGGGUCGCUGACUCCGACCCGCGCCGCCUGGGACUCUCUGAGCUCGGCUUUGCGAGAGCUCUACCUGCGCAGAUACGACAUCAAGUGGCGGCGAGUCUACGACGGCUCGCAGGCAAAGUUCGUCAGGGGUUUCCCGGGGCACCCGCUCAACUUGGCGACGUACUACGUCCCCUACAAACCACCGUCCCGCCAGGACAAGCUUCUUCCGGGGUUUUUUUCGGGGCCGCAGCAGCCCCCGCCGAGGCCCAAGUACGCCUUCCUGACCGACGUCUCGCCGGCUGUCGAGGACGGCAGCGCGACAAGGUACGCGUCGACGGCCAUGGAGCCGAUCAAGAAGUUCGUCGACGCCCACCAGGUCGGCGACGUGCCCUUGUUCCCGGCCUCGGUGUACGUCGAGGUGGUGGCGCAGGCGCUGGCCUACCACGCUUCCCUCGACAUCGCGUCCAACGUGUUCAUGUUCGAGAACGUCAAGUUCGAACACCCCUUGGUCUGCGGAGACGACGCCGCCGGCGGCUCGUCGCGCCAAGUGAUAAAGACGGCGCUCAACAUGCAGCCCGUCGAGGGCCAGAGCUACGUGUGCUCGUCCGGGUCGGGGGACACGCUCUGCGCGGGAGGCGUCCGCAGUCUCGAGGUCGGCUCGCAGGCCGUCGUCGACAUCCUGGCCCGGAGGCGCGGGCGGGUAGAUCGGCUCAGGAGGUCCGUCGACGGCGCGCCCCGGAGCCUGGCCGAGUCCUUCUCGGACCGGACCAUCUACCACGUCAUCUUCCCGCGCGUGGUCCGGUACGACAAGCCGCUCAUGACGCUGCGCCAGCUGACGACCGUCGCGGCCGGCUCCGAGGGCCACGGGUACUUCACGCUGCCGCUGCCCCCCAACCCCGGCCGGUACGUGAGCUCGCCGGCCCUGGUAGACACGCUGCUGCACGCCCCCGGUUUCAUGGCCAACACGCUCGUGGACGCCGACUCGGCCUGCAUCUGCGUGGCGCUGGAGCAGGCCCUGGUGCCCAGCGACAGCCCCUCGCUGCACCGGCAGGAGCUGCAGGUCUACUGCUCGCUGGUCGACAUUGAGCACUCUCUUAUCGCCGACGCCUACGUGCUCGACGCCGAGGGCAGCAUCGUCGGAUACGUCGAGGGCAUGUGCUUCAAGAAGCUGAAGCUCAAGCCCUUCAAGGCCCACCUCUCGCGUCAGCUCGCCCGCCGCCGCCCGGCUGCCGCUGCUCCUGCUCCUGCUCCAGCUCCUGUCCCUGCCGGGCCGAGUAGUGGCAGCGUGGGGGGCGGGGGCAGGGGCAGACCCGUGGCGGGAGACUACACCACGGCGACGACCAAGACGACGGCGACGGCGACGGAGAUAUCGAGCACCGUGUGCUCCAUCGUCCGCGGCCUGUGCGGCGUGGACUACGAGCCGACCGAGGCGACCACGCUGGCCGAGCUCGGCCUAGACAGCCUCCUGUCCGUCGAGCUCUCCCACACGCUGGCCAAGACGCUACGGUGCACCGUCUCUCCGGACCAGCUCCAGGAAUGCUCCGACCUGGCCCAGGUCGUCCAGUUGGUCGCCAAGAACAGCCCCCUCCAGCACCAGCUCCAGCUCCAGCAACACGAGCAGCAGCAGCAGCAGCAGCCGACCGCGCCCCCCACGACUGCCGCGCCCUCGGUCCUCCAGUUCACGCCCGCGACUUCGUCCCUCGAUAGCAGCGCCUCCUCGUCGUUUCAGCCGGACCAGCCGGCGACCCCGAACACCGAGUACAACAACAUCGCCACCAGCAGCACCACCAUCAGCACCACCACCACCAACAGCAACAACAUCAACAGCAAUAACAACAAGCCGACGACAGGCAACGCCGGGUCCGCCGCCGCCGCCACCUCCCUGCCCGAGUUCCAGUCCCUCUUCCUGGCCGUGUGCGGAGUGCUGCCCGAGGACGAGGACGACGAGCGGAGCGUGCCGCUGUCGGCGCUCGGGGUGGACUCGCUGCUGUCGAUCGAGCUCUGCCAGGCGCUGCGGGACAAGCUCGGCGUCACCGUCGAGGACCACGACGCCGUCGGCGACCUGACCUACCGCCAGCUGCACGACAUGUGCGCCUGCGCCGCCGCGACCAAGCUCUCUCCCGGCCCCGCCUCGCCGUCUCCCGAGGCUGCCGCACCAUCACCUCCUCCUACUCCCCAAACGGCGCCGGGCAUCCGGCAGCUCCAGAAACGCGGCGACGGGAGCGGUAGAAGUGGUAGCGGUAGCGGGAGCGGCGGCCCCCUGUACCUCUUCCACGACGGCAGCGGCACCUGCGGCAUGUACGCCCGCGUCGGCCCCCUCGGCCGCGACGUCUACGGCGUCCCCAGCCUGCGCUCCGACGCCCAGACGCUCGAGGCCCUCGCGGCCGAUUACAUCCGCCAGGCCAACCUCGGUGCACCCCAGGGAGGGCCUCUGAUCCUAGCUGGCUGGUCCUUCGGAGGCGUCCUGGCCUUCGAGAUCGCGAGGCAGCUGGGGGGAGCCGUCGUAAAGGGCGUCGUGCUGAUCGACUCGCCCGCCCCCGUCGACCACCAGCCCCUCCCCGCCGAGGUGAUCCAUCAGGUCGUGUCCGGCCGGAGGUCGGCGUCGGCGUCGGCGCUGGCCUCGGCGUCGGCGCGGGAGAUGCAGGAGGCGGUCGAGGCCAACUUCAAGCGGUUCGCCGCCAUGCUGGGGGACUACAGCCGCCGCCACCACCACCACCACCACCACCGCCAAUCGCCAUCGGCAGGCCGGUCGUCGUCGUCGUCGUCGUCGUCGUCCCCGCCGCCGUGCGUCAUGGUGCGGUGCGUCAAGACCAUGGACCGCUCCGCCCUGGGCGGCGCCCACUACCCCUGGCUCGGCGACCCGGCCGAGGCGGACCGGUCCAUCCGCACCUGGGAGCGCCUCCUGGGCCGCCAGCUGCCCGUCUUGGAACUGCACUGCGACCACUUUAGUCCGUUUGAGCCCGAGAACGUUGGGGAGCUCACGCAGCACUUGAGAACGGCUUGUGAGAUGUUGGAGGACUAUUAG
Molecule: messenger RNA, 6807 nt
Organism: Thermothelomyces thermophilus ATCC 42464
Lineage: Eukaryota; Fungi; Ascomycota; Sordariomycetes; Sordariales; Chaetomiaceae
Product: polyketide synthase
Exons: 7
Coding region: 1-6807 (2268 amino acids)
Biological process (GO): fatty acid biosynthetic process; secondary metabolite biosynthetic process
Molecular function (GO): phosphopantetheine binding; 3-oxoacyl-[acyl-carrier-protein] synthase activity; fatty acid synthase activity
Source: RefSeq, a predicted model, not a curated record